AAGAAGUUACAACAAAACUCGUCUCGUCCAUGCAAAAAACCAAGGCCGGAAUAGUCCCAUCUCCGGCCGGCCAACCGGUCAUUUAGGCAAUGGCGACAGAUCCCUCCCCACCAACAGUAAAUUCAACGGCGGCACCGCCUGUAGCAGCACUUCUAACAGCAAUCCUCCUUGUUUUCUUUUUACUAGGUUUCCUCUCUGUAUACCUCUGCAGGUGUUUCAUUCAAAACGUUACCGGCACAUUGCAACUCCAAGGAACACCCUCUGGCAAUGUCAUUGGCGCAGCUGCUAAAACUGGCCUUGAUCCUUCUUUAAUACAGUCAUUUCCAACGUUUUUAUAUUCAAGUGUCAAAGAUUUCCACAAAGAGGAGUACGGUCUAGAAUGUGCAAUUUGCUUGUUGGAGUUUGAGGAUGAUAGUUUGCUUCGCCUUUUGGCGGUUUGUUACCAUGUUUUUCAUCAAGAAUGCAUCGACCUUUGGCUUGAAUCUCACAAAACGUGCCCGGUUUGUCGUAGGGACCUUGAUUUGCCACCGGACUCAUUAGAUAAAUAUUCUAAGGAGCUCAUUUAUAACCUCAAUCACAUGCAUGAUAGUCAUCAUGAAAAUAAUAAUCAGUCAUUAGAAGAUGUUGUACGCGUUGAUAUCAAAGAAGAUGAACAUGGAGGAGAAAGCCAAGAUGAACAUGCUUUACAGAGGAAACGAAUGGAUGAAGAUAAAAAAGUGGAAAUAAUUGCAAGGUCACACACAACGGGGCAUUCUAUGGUUAGAACAAGAGAAGGGCAGGAUAGCGUGGAUAGGUAUACACUGAGAUUGCCAGAGCAUGUAAAGAUAAGAAUUAUAAGAGGAGACAACUGCACAAAAAGUUGUACAACAUUUGGGGAAUUCUCAAAACAUACAACAACAAACAAUGGAUUCCUUGCCGAGGUGUAGGAGUCUGGGGAAAACUUCAACAAAGUUUAAUUUUUUGUA
Quercus lobata is the source of this 965-nucleotide messenger RNA. Its product is annotated as RING-H2 finger protein ATL29-like. The coding region runs from base 90 to 926 and encodes 278 amino acids. The transcript has a single exon. Lineage: Eukaryota; Viridiplantae; Streptophyta; Magnoliopsida; Fagales; Fagaceae. The record is from RefSeq and is a predicted model, not a curated record.